Pimephales promelas (fathead minnow) is the source of this 1178-nucleotide messenger RNA. RefSeq names its product erythroferrone. Lineage: Eukaryota; Metazoa; Chordata; Actinopteri; Cypriniformes; Leuciscidae. The record is from RefSeq and is a predicted model, not a curated record. Gene Ontology annotation, molecular function: hormone activity.
GGUCAGGUGCCUUGUGAAGGUCCACUACCUUCAGCUCCUCCACUAAGAAACUGACACAGCGAUCCAUGUGCUGUUUCCGCACCUAAAAGGAUGAAGCUCAGGCGUGGGACGAGAGGGGCAAGAGGGGCACUGCUGGCCCUUCUGCUGGGUUUACUGCUGACCGCCUGCACCACACAAGAGAGUGAGGAGAGUCUGGAGCUCCAGGAGGAGGACAACACAGUCAGCACUGAGAGCCCUGAGACUGUAUCCUCUGACAUAACCAUCGUGAGCCCCCACAGGACAUGGAAAGUCUUUAGGGACAACUCCAACAAGGGUGGAAAUAAGAAACCAAAAGGAAAUAAAAAACUCUCCAAGCAUGGCCUUCCAGGUCCACCAGGCCCUCCUGGUCCCCAGGGGCCUCCUGGUCCUCCAGGCCCCCUACUGCCUCAUCAUCCAGAGUUGGUACAGGACUUCCAAGUCAAACUGAAAGAGAUGGUAGGAACUCACUGCUUGCUCUGCGAUCAACCUCCUCGUGUGGCCACGGCUUUCCGUUGCCGACUCCACCACAACCUGCUGGUCCACCGUCGCAGUCUGCAGGAGCUCCAGCCCUUCAACACUCCCUCAAAUACAGAGCAGUUCCAUCAGAGAGGACAGGGCUUUAACGCCAGCAGUGGCCGCUAUACGGCUCCAGUGUCUGGAUUCUAUCAGCUCACAGCUAGUCUGCUACUCGAAUCCAACGAGUCUCAGAAGAAGCCUAAUGCCAGGCAGAGAGACAGUAUCAAGACCUCCAUAUGCAUAGAGUCUCUUUGUCAGAGUAAUGUGUCUCUCGAGACUGUGACUGGAGUGAGCGCCACAGGAGGAGUAUUCAGUAUUCUCCUGACCGGUACUCUUUACCUACAGGCUGGAGAGUAUGUAUCUAUUCUCAUUGACAAUGGGACAGGCUCAGCCCUCACAAUUCUUCAAGACAGUCUGUUUUCUGGCAUCCUUUUUGGAAUAUGAGGACACCAAUACAAAGCAGGUCUCACUGUGCUGACAAAAUACACAUCUUCAUUAGAUGAGUUAUUCAGGACAUAUUAUAAUAAUUACUUAAUGAGCAUCUAAAAGAGACUCUGUGUAUAAGGAUCUUUACCAUUGUUGCAAAUAGCAGCAGGGUUGCACUGCUGCAUUUCUUUCCAAAAUAAUAGCAACUCUAAACUGUU